This is a messenger RNA of Rhineura floridana, 1939 nucleotides long. Its product is annotated as GRAM domain-containing protein 2A-like. The transcript has 14 exons. NCBI's taxonomy places the organism in Eukaryota, Metazoa, Chordata, Lepidosauria, Squamata, Rhineuridae. Bases 608 to 1633 code for a protein of 341 amino acids. The record is from RefSeq and is a predicted model, not a curated record.
GGGAAAGAGAAACCUCACAAUCCAUCUUCCCCCUCCCUCUUAAAAGUUACAUUUUUUUUUCUAAAUACAAUAAAAAUGAAAUGCAUAAAAAAUGAGUUGCAAAAUUUGCCCAGAGAUUAGGACAUAGUGUCUUGUGCUCUGCUCUCUGCCUGCAGAACUGGCUUUCCCUAACAGCCCCCUCUCUCUGACCCCCCAGCAGCUGACAUUUGAUAGUCAGACUGCCCCUUCACAUGGAGGUUCGAUCUAGCCACCUUGGCUUAACAAGCCACAGCUCAGCAUCCAGUUUCCCACAGUGGCCAGCUAGACUCUUCUGGGAAGCCACAAGAAGGAAAGCAACAUCCUUCCUCUGUUGUUUUGGAAGCCCUCCCCUCCCACACUUCAGCAACUGGUGUUCUGCGGCAGACUGCUCCUGAAGAAGGAGGUUCCAUGGCUAAUUGCUGGGAAUAGAUAGGCCUCCUUGAGGGCUGGAGGCCAAUGCCCGCUGGAACCUCCCCCUCGUCACCGCAGGUGUUGCAUGCAACAAUAGCAAUCUUGGGGCUUGUAUCAGGGCGAGGCUGUUUUUAUCGGCACAUGGCUCAUUCCAGCAGAAUCUCCUUCAUGGUGGCUAAUGAUAGGUGGAGAUGAAUUCCUUGAUGUGGCAGAACAUAAAGCAAAGCAAAGGACUGAAGCCAGCUGCCUGCCCGAUAUCUCUGGAAAACAGAAAAAGAGCAAAUGGAAAAUGUCUGAGCAGAAGAAGUCCCAGAGCCUGGAUGAAGCUGUGGCGGAACGACCCAGAAGCGGCCAACGUCCGCCCUUGUCCCGGUCCAAAACCUAUGACCCGCUUUUCUCUAAAGAAGCAGAGAAGGAAGCAUCUGCCUCUGCCCACCACAGAAACUCAGCAUCCAACCUGAUGAAACAUGCUGUUGACUUCCACCGAGUGUUCAAAGACCUCUCCGAAGAGGAGUUACUCCUGGAGACGUUUUCGUGUGCCUGGCAGCGGGAGGUGUCCUACCACGGCCGCCUGUACGUUUCCCCCAGCCACGUCUGCUUCUACUGCAGCAUGGUGCGACGGGAGGUGAAGGUCGUCAUUCCUGUGCCCACCAUCAGUGUCCUCAAGAAGGCCAACACGGUCUUGUUGGUACCCAACGCCAUCUGCAUCCGGACGUCCGAAGGCGAGAAGUUCCUGUUCGGAUCGCUCCGUUCACGGGAAACGGUUUACCAGCUGCUGUGCUCCGUCUGUAAGCACCUCCAGGACGGCAGCCGGAAGAACAGCCCAACCAUGCCGCACGUCAGUCCAGACUGCCUCCAUAAGAUAUCCCUGAUCCCAAGGGAGACGGAUGCCACUCACAGCCCUCCACAGCACAAAAUCCUCCCAGAGGAGCCAGACGUGGCCAAUGGGACACGGAGGCCCCCAACAGCACCCGUUGAACAACAGCUGGCAACGCCAAGCAGAGGAGGGGCACCAACAACAAAGUCCUGGCGAAACUGGAAGGUUCACUUGAACCCCCUCAACACGGUUAUCCUAAUCUAUCUCUUCUUGGUGGUCCUCUUACUGCUUUCCUCGGGGUACAUCGGCCUGCGUAUCGUCCAGCUGGAGGAACAGCUGACCAUGAUGGGGGCCUGGCCUGAGCUGGGCCUUCAACACCCAGAAUGACAGACAAAUGUUUCCGGAAGUGCAUUGGGAAACCGGGGAGCUCCCUUGAUAACUCCGAGCAGAAAUGCAUCGCGAUGUGUAUGGACCGCUACACGGAUGCCUGGCAUACCGUCUCACGGGCCUACAAUGCACGACCGCAGAGGGAGAGCCAACAUGCGAUGGGCUGGGCAGGGCAGCUGCGGAGCCCCAUCACGGACUUAACCAAUGGAUCUAUUCGGGUCACCGAGCGAGGUGGUUCACUAGGAAGUGUGGACUGGCUGGAUUUGUGGCCUGUGUGGCAGCGAUUAAAAUGACUGCACGUGGUGC